Desarmillaria tabescens is the source of this 1657-nucleotide messenger RNA. Its product is annotated as Indoleamine 2,3-dioxygenase. Gene Ontology annotation, biological process: 'de novo' NAD+ biosynthetic process from L-tryptophan. Gene Ontology annotation, cellular component: cytoplasm. NCBI's taxonomy places the organism in Eukaryota, Fungi, Basidiomycota, Agaricomycetes, Agaricales, Physalacriaceae. Gene Ontology annotation, molecular function: heme binding; metal ion binding; indoleamine 2,3-dioxygenase activity. The transcript has 3 exons. Bases 222 to 1592 code for a protein of 456 amino acids. The record is from RefSeq and is a predicted model, not a curated record.
AUGAUAUCACGCGACACCUGCGGCAAGGCGUAUUAUAAACCCCCUUUUUGUAAAUUUCCGUUUCGUCCCUCUUAGGCUCUUUGGCAUUUGCCUACUUCGUCAGACUCGGAGAGCAAGAAGGACAUUACUCGAGUAAACCGGCAGAGAAAUCACGUCUUUUAUCACCAAUCCCCUCCUAGUAACUCAACUACUCCCAUCCGUAGCUCAUCGAUAAUCGCACCAUGGACCAUCUCCCCCCAGACCACUUCCUUUCUCUUCCUCGCCCUGACAUAUUAAUUGGAUCACCGGGUGGUGUUGUUGAUACCACCACACUUGCCGCCCAUGAUUUCGACGUAGAUAAUCGGACCGGUUUUAUGCCCCCUCAACCUCCUUUGGAGCGUCUUCCGGGGCAGUGGGAACCCUGGGAGGCGAUAUUUCAGGAAGCGCAAGAAUCCGAGCUUCAAUUGGGGGACAAGCCAGGACUCACGGAUGCUCAAAAAAGCGUCUCGGAAACCUGGCGGUCCCGAGUCCGUAAUCUUCCCUUGCUUCCGAUUGAUGAUCUGAAGUCGUCCGAAGUUAUGCUCCGACGCGGUCGACAUGUCCUAGCUUGGAUCAUGCAUUUCUAUAUCCACUCGCUUCCCCUAAAUGCAUCCAUCGUAAUACCUAGACCCGUCACGAUACCCCUCCUGAAAAUUUCUGCGCAGCUUCAGCUUCCACCCGUUCUCACAUACUCCGAUGAUGUCCUAUACAACUGGGACCUCAAAACUCCUUCCGAGUCCCCGGUCCCGGCUUUGGAUAAUCUUCGCAGUCAAAGUCUUUUCACUAAUACAAAUGACGAGCAAGAGUUUUACCUCACCUCUGCUCGCAUGGAAUUGCGUAGUGUAGAAGCGCUCGAGCUAAUGCGAGCUACUAUGGAUGAAGCUUUCGUAGGCGACGACAUCGCUAUGCGGCGUAUUACCGGAUUUUUGCACCGCCUAUCGACAGUCAUUGACGAGCUUAAAGCACUUCUCCUUUCUGUUCGUGACGGCUGCAAUCCAGAAGUGUUUUAUCACGACAUUCGUCCGUGGUUCAGAGGCGCUGAUUCAGAUCCUCAAAAGCGUGAGUGGAUCUUUGAGGGUCUGGACGAGCUAGAUAUAGCCUAUCCUUCCGAGCUCUCCGGCCCUAGUGCAGGCCAGAGUGCGCUCGUCCACGCUCUGGAUAUUUUCCUCGGUGUGGAUCGCUAUUCCCAUUCAUCAGACAUAACUGGCGGAGGAUCUGACGUGUCAGCAAAAAAGGCGUUCCUCAGUCGGAUGCAAUCAUACAUGCCGCGCCAUCAUCGGCACUUCUUGAAUCAUCUUUCCAAUAACCCGCGGCCACUGAGAGAUAUCGUGAUGGGUGGAAGGGACCAGAAGCUACUGGCAGCAUAUAAUGAGGCUGUUGGGUCAUUGAAGACUUUCCGGGACGCUCACAUAAUUAUCGUAACGCUGUACAUCAUCGGCCCCGCAGGUCGCGCUAGAAGCCAACAAGAAAGCGAGACACCGUUGAAGGGAACCGGAGGCACCGAACUUGCGAAAUUCCUUAAAGACGUGAGGGACAGUACAGCAGGAGCUCUGUUGAACGUUGAAACACCGUAGGCCAUAGGCGUGUAGCGAAAUACUGUAUGUGUACAGCUUACCAGGGAGAAGAAAGAAGCAGAAGA